AGACGAGUCUCGACUAUAUAUAAGGGAGGACUCUUGAAAACUUGUCUCAGUCGAAGGGCUCCUCGAUACUGGUGGUUAGUGCAGACUAGACCUCGCAUCGCAAAACCGCAAAAAUGUGUGACGACGACGCUUCCCCUCUUGUGGUUGACAACGGCUCCGGCAUGGUCAAGGCCGGUUUCGCCGGUGAUGACGCUCCCCGAGCUGUGUUCCCCUCCAUCGUCGGCCGCCCCCGUCACCAGGGUGUCAUGGUCGGCAUGGGUCAGAAGGAUGCCUACGUCGGUGACGAGGCCCAGAGCAAGCGAGGUAUCCUUACUCUGAAGUACCCCAUCGAGCACGGUAUCAUCACCAACUGGGAUGACAUGGAGAAGAUCUGGCAUCACACCUUCUACAAUGAGCUCCGUGUUGCCCCUGAGGAAUCCCCUACUCUCCUUACGGAAGCUCCUCUCAACCCCAAGGCUAACAGAGAGAAGAUGACACAAAUCAUGUUCGAAACUUUUGGGUGUCCUGCUACUUACGUCGCCAUUCAGGCGGUGCUUUCCCUCUAUGCUUCCGGUCGCACCACCGGAAUUGUUCUUGACAUUGGCGAUGGUGUGGCCCACAGUGUUCCUAUUUACGAAGGGUUCGCCAUCAAGCAUGCUAUAGGUCGUCUCGAUCUCGCUGGCCGAGACCUAACUAAUUAUCUUAUGAAAAUCCUCACGGAGCGCGGAUACUCGUUCACCACAACCGCUGAAAGGGAGAUCGUGCGAGACAUCAAAGAAAAACUUUGCUACGUCGCGCUUGAGUUUGAAGAGGAACUUAGGCAAGCAGGAGCAAGUUCUGGCUUAGAAAAGUCCUACGAACUUCCUGAUGGUCAAGUGAUCACCAUAGCUAAUGAAAGAUUCCGUUGCCCAGAAACCUUGUUUCAACCUUCUUUCAUUGGCAUGGAAUCAGUUGGUAUCCACGAAUUCACCUAUAACAACAUUAUGAAAUGCGACAUCGACAUCCGCAAGGACCUUUACGCGAACAUCGUCAUGUCGGGUGGCACUACCAUGUAUCCCGGCAUUGGUGAUAGAAUGCAAAAGGAGAUCACUAGUCUGGCUCCUGGAACCAUCAAGAUCAAAAUCAUUGCUCCUCCUGAACGUAAAUACUCUGUCUGGAUUGGCGGUUCGAUUUUGGGAUCGCUGUCCACCUUCCAGUCCAUGUGGAUCACAAAAGACGAGUAUGAUGAGGCAGGACCUGCCAUUGUGCAUAGAAAGUGUUUCUAAACAUACGGGUUUUCAGACUACGCACACUAUAGGUUUUCGUUUCUUUCAUUUGAUUUAUUUAAUAUUCUAGUUGACUCUCAUGCCAUGAUUGUACAACCUCUUUUACUUACUUUUAUUUACAUGCGCGUCGAAAAGUUAUUUUAUCUUUAUGUAACUAGUUAUGUGAUGUUUAUUGUGUAAUGUUCGUUCAGAAACUUUUGGGAGCGCUCCCUAAUUUCCCAUCUUUGUUCUCACAUGAUCAAAUAAAUUAUUUUAUAA
This is a messenger RNA of Hyalella azteca, 1502 nucleotides long. RefSeq names its product actin, muscle-type A2. Gene Ontology annotation, biological process: skeletal muscle thin filament assembly. The record is from RefSeq and is a predicted model, not a curated record. The transcript has 4 exons. NCBI's taxonomy places the organism in Eukaryota, Metazoa, Arthropoda, Malacostraca, Amphipoda, Hyalellidae. The coding region runs from base 114 to 1244 and encodes 376 amino acids. Gene Ontology annotation, cellular component: actin filament; stress fiber; striated muscle thin filament.